Molecule: messenger RNA, 2940 nt
Organism: Aspergillus homomorphus CBS 101889
Lineage: Eukaryota; Fungi; Ascomycota; Eurotiomycetes; Eurotiales; Aspergillaceae
Exons: 1
Coding region: 153-2879 (908 amino acids)
Source: RefSeq, a predicted model, not a curated record
GGAGCUACCCUGCCGAUCACUAAACCAACUCAACUCAUCAUCUUCGAUUUCCCCCCAUUCUUUCUUUGUCCCAAGUCAUUUUUCUUCUCCGGACAGCUUGGCUGGACUCACCUCUUGUUUCCCAACGAUACUCCCAAGGCCCUACAGCCACGAUGCUGUCCGGCAGUGCUCUGCCCCAGACCCUGGGCUCCAUUACCACGACCAAGAUCAAUGAACUCGCAAAGCAACGUGAUCUGUUCGAUAAUCAGAGACAAGAGAUAGCAAAAAAAGCUGAGGAAGCUGUAGAUCUACGCGAGAAAGCCCGAAUUCUUCUGGAAGGAGUAACCAAAAUCAAGGGCCAUCCUAACGUCGCCAUCGACCGUCACGACGUGGAUGUCGAACACACCGGAGGCGAAAACACUUCUGUCAAGGAGUUAUCCGAGGGCGCGGUGUACGCCAACAUUCGUCGCUUUCUCCUUCAGAGCAACUAUGAUCCGUCAGUCUCGGAGCGCACCCUGCAAAGCUGGAUCUCGAAGCUGGAACAGGAGCUUGAAUUUCUGAAAACCAGACAUGAGCAUGCCUCUUUCUACAGCAAGCUGGUUACCCAAUGGUUGGUAGAUCUUGAAAGCGACCCUGCUUCAGGUGCGGGUUUCGAGAAAGUCGAAGGCGAAGAAGAGAGCGCACAGCGAAAGAAGUGGGAAUCCUUGGUUUUCACCGAAACAGCCAUCGACGCAACUGCUAUCCGCGACUACCUUGAUGGUAUCUUCGAAACAUCAACUCAGACACAGCAAGCCUUGAAGGGGCUCCGUGACCAGAUUCGAUCUUUUGGCACCGAGUUCAUAUCGAAGAAGACUUGGCUGAAAGCUAAGGAUCUUGAUUGGAUCUCCAAAUCUCUAUUGAGCUCGGACUUGCUCACCAAGGAGAAAACCGUCGUUCUGAAAGAGUUCAUGCGCAAUCCUGCCGUCGCACAGGAGGUGGCGGACGUCCUGAACAUGCGUCUCUGCUCCUUGGAUAAUUGGGUUUGGCCCAGUGAAGGUAUUCCCAUCGAGUGGCGCCGGCAGCUGAACGGAAAGUACCGGGUUUACAUGGAUGAGGAGCUGCUGGACAGCCUCAUGUUCCAAUACCUUGGUGUGAAGUGGUCCGUGGCCUUUCGAUCUGCAUUUGAGAAGUUCCUCGACACACCUGCGUGGAAAUCUCCGCGCGAUCAGAUUCCCGAGGAUUACGUGGUACGUCGGUCUCGGCUCAAGAGAGAAGAGGCUGUGGGAAGGUCUGGAGCGCAGUGCGUUCAUGCAUUUCGGAAGAAUAUGUUUAGGGAGGAUUAUUUCAUGACCCAGCUUCCCAGCUCGGUGGAAGAGACGUCGGACCCCUACAACGACGAGGAGGCAGACGAUGAAGAAGAGUUCAAAUUGAAAAAGAGUGGCAUGGAGAUCAAGCAUUCGCUUCUACACAUCCUCAUCACCGAGUCAUUGAUCCACAACUCCUUGCACGGACAAUUCACAGCGAUCAGAUCGGACUUCGAAUAUUUCGGACCCUCACUCGCCCAUGCCACCAUUUCCACCGUGCUGGACUACUUCGGAGUUCCACAGAAGUGGUUGAAUUUCUUCAACACUUUCCUCAAAUCUCCACUUCAAGUCCCGUAUGGGUCCACGGCCGCAACGUUGGUCCGGAAGCGUGGAGUUCCAAUGAGCCAUACGCUCUCCGACCUCUUCGGCGAGGCUGUGCUAUUCUGUAUGGACUUCGCGGUAAACCAGAGCACGGACGGCGGCUACCUUUACCGGCUACACGAUGAUUUCUGGUUCUGGGGUCACGAAGAAGCUUGCGUCAAGGCCUGGCAAGCAAUGACAACGUUCGCCGAGGUAACGGGUCUCAAGUUUAAUGAGGAAAAAACCGGAACGGCUCAAUUCGUGGCAAAGGGGAAGACUGGAAUUCACAGUCAGUCCUCGCUGCAACCGAAGCCGACAGAACCCGGUCCGUCCAAGGUACUGCCCCAAGGUGAUAUCCGCUGGGGCUUCCUGAAAUUGGACCCCAAGGAAGGGCGCUUUGUCAUCGACCAGGACCAGGUCGACAAGCAUAUCGUCGAGUUACGGCGCCAACUCAACUCUUGCGGGAGCAUUUUUGCCUGGGUCCAAGCAUGGAACAGCUACUUUGGGCGAUUUUUCCCCAACAACUUCGCCAAGCCAGCAAUGUGCUUCGGCCGCGACCACAUCGAGACGGCCAUUUCCGCGCUAAGUCGCAUUGAGCAGGUCCUGUUUCCUAAAUAUUCCAGCGGAGUGACCGACUAUCUCCGUGAGAAAAUUGAUAAGCAGUUCGGAGUCAAAGACCUUCCGGAAGGGUUCUUCUACUUCCCCGUUCAGCUUGGUGGCUUAGAGCUGCUAAACCCGUACAUUCCGUUCCUUUCUAUGCGAGAGAAUAUCAAACAGAGCCCCGAAGCUCGAUUGCGCAAAGCAUUGGUCGAAGACGAAGCGGAGUACCUUGUAGCCAAAGAGCGGUUCGACAGAGACGGACCUCUAAGCUCCAGCUACAGUAAUGACGGGGUAAGAUCGGAAACCUCAUCGACACUGUCACUGGAGCAGUACAUCCAGUACCGGGAAACCUACAGCCGACCCCUCCUGAAAGCCUAUGAAGACCUGAUUCGCAUCCCGGACGAGGAAGGGGCCGACCAGACCGCAGGAUUCCAGCGCUAUCAAAUGUUGUUGGAUGAGGCAUUCCAGGAGGUGAACAGUCGCAAGAUCAUCUCUGGAAGCUGGUGGUCCAUGUCGCCGUACUGGCGAUGGGCAGCAGAGCUGUACUAUGAGGAAGUGACCAGCAGGUAUGGGAAUUUGGCAGCGGUCGAUCAACAGUCCAUGCCCUUGGGAGUGAUCAAGACUUUGAGGGAGGGCAAGUUCAGGUGGCAGAGUUGAGCCUUCUCUUGAGACGGAAGGUCUAAGUUAAUGUGAUCAAAAACUCACUAAUGAGCCGGAA